Messenger RNA from Aspergillus calidoustus, 829 nucleotides. Lineage: Eukaryota; Fungi; Ascomycota; Eurotiomycetes; Eurotiales; Aspergillaceae. The record is from the annotation of a GenBank genome assembly.
GGAGUCACCUCGUAACAUUUGCACUUCUUCAUUCCUCCAUCUCGCAGUCUCUAUGACAUGGCCUCCCGCAAUAAUGCAAUCCCUGCGUCCCUUGGCCCUCCGGGUGCCUAGGUCAUCCCUUUUUCAAGCUCAAUCCAUAACUCGGCAAGCGGCCACCUCGUCGCGAACAGCCACCAUUGAACAAGACAAGAACUCAAAACGACCCCUCCGCCUGAUGCCCCUCGGCGGCUCAAUUACCUACGGCAUCGGGUCGACGGACGGAAACGGCUAUCGAAAGGCUCUCUAUGAUAUGCUCGUCGCCCGCGGCUACGCGGUGGAAAUGGUCGGGUCGCGCAACUCUGGCUCGAUGCUCAACAACGCCAACGAGGGCUGGCCCGGGCGUAGGAUCGACCAGCUCCAUUCCAAGGCACUAAAGCCGACAGCGAAGUUCUUGCCGGAUAUCUUCACUGUAAAUGCCGGGUCGAAUGAUUGUCUCCAGGACUACGAGAUUGGCUCUGCGGGAGACCGACUUGAUGCGAUGCUCGACGAUCUCUGGAAGACUGGGCUGCCCGACGCGACGGUUGUUCUCUCCACCCUUGUUGUGGCUGCUGAUGGGACUGUCAAUGAACGUGUCUUGCGGGUCAACGAGCAGAUUCGGAAGUUGGUAGAGAAGAAGCAAUCAGUCGGGGAGCGGAGGGUUUUUCUAGCCGACAUGUAUUCCUCUGCAGGGCCGCAGGUCGGGGAUUUGGUUGAGGACGGGAUACACCCCAGCGAUUGCGGGUAUGAGAGGAUGGCGAGCAUUUGGGCGGAUAGUAUCGAGAAGGCUGCAAGGGCAGGAGUGCUGCUUUGA